AUUUUCACAGACUGCACACACAGAGGAGAAAGCAGAAGCUUAAAGAAACCCUAAGAAUUCCUCUGUGCUCUGUUCCAGCCUGCUCCAAGAUUCUGACAUCACAUAAGCCUGCACAAGCUGUGAGGAGCCGCCAUCGAUGCCGCUGGCAGAGCCUGAGGGAGACCCAGCGCCUCCCAGGGUCAGGCCAGGAUCAGGGCUUCUUCGGCCCCUUCCGGAAGACUACACGUCAGGACUCAGUUCCUGUUCCAGAGGAACAGAAACACUCUUUCUUCAGGGAGUUUGGUGCAGUGGCCUUCCUGUCACAGGACUGCACACAUGGAGGAGAAAGCAGAAGCUUAAAGAAACCCUAAGAAUUCCCCUGUGCUCUGUUCCAGCCUGUCCAAGAUUCUGACAUCUCAUAGAUCCCACAUCUACUUUCUUCCAGUUUGGAGUGUCCAUCCAGCAGCAGGUCAUGGUCAUGCUGAAGAUCAUGCAGGAUUAUGACUGGCACAUCUUCUUCCUGGUGACCACCAUCUUUGCCCACUACAAGGACUUCAUUAGCUUCAUCACAACAACCAUGGACAACAGCUUUGUGGGCUGGGACAUACAGCAUGUGAUCACACUGGACACCUCCUUCAAGGAAGCCAAGACACAAGUGCAGCUGAAGAAGAUCCACUCCUUCAUCAUCCUGCUCUACUGUUCCAAAGACGAGGCUGUUCUCAUCCUGAGUGAGGCCCAUUCACUUGGCCUCACCGGCUAUGAUUUCUUCUGGAUUGUCCCCAGCCUGGUUUCUGGAAAUACAGAGCUCAUCUCCGCAGACUUUCCCUCAGGACUCAUUUCAGUCUCCUACGAUGACUGGGGCUACAGCCUGGAGGCGAGAGUGAGGGACAGUCUCACAUCCUAACCACUGCCAUGUCUUCCAUGUUGGAGAAGUUCUCCUACAUACCUGAGGCCAAGGCCAGCUGCAGAUGGAGAAGCCAGAGG
Lepus europaeus (European hare) is the source of this 963-nucleotide messenger RNA. RefSeq names its product glutamate receptor ionotropic, NMDA 2A-like. Bases 452 to 883 code for a protein of 143 amino acids. Lineage: Eukaryota; Metazoa; Chordata; Mammalia; Lagomorpha; Leporidae. The transcript is spliced from 4 exons. The record is from RefSeq and is a predicted model, not a curated record.